Messenger RNA from Bemisia tabaci, 4370 nucleotides. It is a transcript of the gene Best2, whose product is annotated as bestrophin 2. Gene Ontology annotation, molecular function: chloride channel activity. The record is from RefSeq and is a predicted model, not a curated record. NCBI's taxonomy places the organism in Eukaryota, Metazoa, Arthropoda, Insecta, Hemiptera, Aleyrodidae.
CCUCCCGCAGAGGUGUCGAACCUCGAACCGGUUGCGCUCGCUACCAGCAGCCACAACCUGACAAUGCUCACAUUCCUCCCGACCAGUACCAGUGUACGAAACGUGUUACGUGGUCCGUCAACGAUGCUCCUCCUCGGCUCGUAGUUUUCGCCCCCCGAAACCACCCCUCGCCCCCCGACCACCCCUUCGCCGCGCGGGCGGCCACCCCCAUCCGCGCCCGGCUCCGGUAGUGCAGUGCGGGUCACCGCCUUUGGUUCCUCUCUUUCGUGUGUGUGCCGAUCGCCGGAAAAUUUAGUCAAUGGUGAAAUUCAAAGUGCUGUGCUGUAGUUUGUGGUGCUUCUGCUUUAAAGGAUGACAGUCUCAUACUCCCGCCUGGUUGCGAAUGGGAGUAGCUUCGGAUGUUUUCGUAAUAUAAUAUUAAAGUGGCGCGGAAGUGUUUAUAAACUCGUUUGGCGAGAGUUAUUAUGUUUUCUUCUCUUGUAUUACGUAGUCAACCUAACCUACCGAUUUGUUCUCACCACCGACCAACAGAUAGUUUUCAAAAAAUGGAUAGCAUAUUUCGCAGAAAGUGGGGCCAAAGUGCCCAUGUCAUUCGUCCUAGGUUUUUAUGUCACUUUGGUCGUCAGAAGGUGGUGGGAGCAGUACCGUCUCCUGCCUUGGCCAGACACCUUAGCCCUCUUCGUCAGUGCUGCUAUUCCUGGAGUCGACGAACGCGGUCGCUUGAUGCGUCGUAACAUAGUGAGAUACGCUGUUUUGGCGUACGUCAUUACGCUUAAACACGUGAGUGUGCGCGUGAAAAAAAGAUUUCCUACGCUUCAACACAUAGUCGACGCAGGUCUGAUGAUGGAGAGUGAGAAGAAAAUUUUUGAGAUGCUUGAUGAGCGGCACCCGAUGGCCAAGUACUGGCUGCCGCUCACCUGGGCGGUGAACAUUAUCAACCGAGCGCGGAAGGAGACGCUCAUCCUGAGCGACCACAUGGUCCAGACGAUCCUCCUCGAGAUGUCCGACAUCCGGAUCCGCCUGGGAGGCCUCAUCGGAUACGACAACGUCAACAUCCCUCUCGUCUAUACUCAGGUGGUUACCCUAGCGGUCUACUCGUAUUUUUUAAUUGAACUAAUGGCUGCUCAACCGUUCGGGCUCAGUAAAAGGUCCGGGCUUGAGAAUCUAGAUACUUAUUUUCCUAUUAUUUUGGUAUUAGAGUUUGCAUUUUACAUCGGCUGGUUGAAAGUCGCUGAAGUUUUAAUUGGCCCAUUUGGCGAAGACGACGAUGACAUCGAACUCAACUGGCUCAUUGACCGCCACAUCAAGGCUGCGUACAUGAUUGUGGACGAGAUGCACGAGGAACACCCGGAGCUGCUCAAGGACCAAUAUUGGGACGAGGUGGUGCCCAAAGACCUACCCUACACAGUCGCCUCGGAGCACUACCGCCGCUCGGAGCCAAAAGCCUCGGCCGACUUUUACAAGGUCAAGGAGUCGGAUGGUCUCUACGCCAACGUUGUGUCUUCGCGCAGGAAGUCAGUCAAUCCUGACGACACAUACGCCGACUAUGAGAGCGUGGACACUCCAAUGGUGGAACGGCGAAGCAAGAACUGGUUCCAUCGGCUGCGGGUGGGCUCGUUCCGGUCUUCGUCGACGUACUCUUCUGGCGGACUCUUCGGUCGGACGCGGCACAACUCGGUCUACUCGAGCCCGAACAACGGCAACGCGGGCAACGCCGCCAACGCCAACAACGUCGAGGCCGGUCUCCCGCCCUCCGGCCAGGCCAACGGGAACCAGAUCUCAGCUCACGCCAAAAGCGAGCAGCAGAAGAUGAGCCUCUACGACAGGUUCGUCGGACGCAAAUCCGCGCGCGGACAGCGCUUCGGCCGACAAGUAACACUGAAGAACCGACCUCGAAUCCCGACGCCGGACGUGACGAAGGAAACGAAAGAGAACCCAUUGGACAAGGAGCUGAGAAUCAGCCAGAUGAACAACAACAUUCAGUUUAAUCACAGCACAGCCAGCGCACUCAUCGCGAGCAACGCAGUAACAACGCUACCGGUGACGUCGGCCAUCGUGUCCCAGCCUCUCAUCACCACCUCCGUUCACAACUCCACCGAUCAACUACCCUACGUUCAGAUGCUUCUAUCUCCAAUCCAAGAGCUGGAGGGUAACAAUGGUACAAUAACCUCGGUGGCCUCAAACAGCAGCGGCUUCAGCAGUCUUGCACUUGCCAAAACGGUCUUACCACCAGCCUUACUGUCCAGUGGCAUGCCGAAACAAGCUCUCCCCGUCGCCGUGAACGUGCCCCUCACUGCAGUUUCCAUGAGUCAACCAUUUUUCACAUCGAUUGGCGUCGACCGAUCGGAAUCGGCCCCCAAUUCGGCGGUCAUGACCGACGUGACGGCAAGUGACAAGGACGAUAGUGCGUGCGGGGGUAGUUCGUCGGGAAGUAUUUCGGGUGGCGAGGAGAGGUCUCGCAAGACGAGCGUAGCGUCUCAAAGCAAAUCAAAAAAAGAAGUUUAUGUCUGAGCCCAUCUGUUGAACCUCAUACAACUACUGUGACAAAUUACUUUGGACAAUUAAUAUGGUUUCUGUCAACAAGAUUCUCUUUAUGAGAAGGUACCUGUGUCGCAGGCAAAUAUCCAAUCAGGCAUUUUCAUAAAUGCUCAAGCAGCUGGUUAAAUUUUACGGAUUAACGAGGUUUUCCGUGUUUUUGAAAUAGAAUUCUUAAUUACAAAAUGUAUUUAAUGUGUGAAUUGUAAAUCUCGUUUAUAUUGCAAAAUUUUAUGGAAUUCAAUAUUUGUUCCUGAGAAAUUUUAGGAUUGAAAAUGGUAAAUACUUCGUAUUCCAGCAAAUUUCUCUCAACUUUAAUCUGACGGAGAUUAUUUCACCAUUUGCUAAUGCAUUUCUCAAAAUGCCUGAUUUGAUUUGAAUGUUGGCUUGCGACCGAUGCAUGGGAUGAACGAUAGUUAAGUAGUUUCAUUCCAACUGAAUUCACAAUUAGAUUUUCAGACUUAAGAAAAAAAUUGAGGUAAUCAGUGCUCUGGUAGUAUAUCGAUGGCCGAAGUUUAAAAAUGCGUUUAUUACGUAGCGACGAUGCAAGUCUUCCUACUCAUGAUUUAUUUUCUAGAAGAAAACUAAGACGUUUUCGUUGAAAUUUUCUCAUUCAUUAAAAAAUAUGCGUAAGUGUGCUUUAUUUUCUUUCAAAAGUAUAAACAUAUUCGGAAUCUUUUAAACGUUGUAAUUGAGACACGCAUUUCCCGACUUUCGUGUAGUCAUCCAUAUUCUGCUCUACACCUAUUAUCCAAAUGUACAUCAGUAUGGUAUCAGGAAUGUGUGAUGAAACCUAAUCACAUCUUUUUUUCGUGUUAUCCAAUACAUCAAGGAUACCUAGGUAAUACUAAACAUCUUUGGAGAAAUGUGGGUGUUGACCCGUCCGUAUUUUUGAGUUAACCUAGUCUCUGCAUGAAACCCCUCUUGGAGUGAAAAAAAUUGGAGGGUAAAAACCAACUUUUUCGCUACGCACUCGCAUGUAUAGUUUCUUAAUGUCAUCAAACCUUUUUGAGAUCUUGAAACUUGCAGUGCGGUUCCCCCCCCUCUCUCUCUCUCUCUUUUUAUUAUUAAAAUUGCAUUUAUCAUAUUCAUGUGCUGAGCCUACCAGCUUUUAGUCGUGCGUUAGUUCGUUAUGAACCUUUCGUAUUUAAUUUUCGUGAGAAAAUUUAAAUUCUAAAAUUGAAAUUUUCGUUAUAAUUUUAGAGCCUGACAGUUAGGAAAUUGUUAGUAUUUCCGUUUGAGAAGCAUCGCAGUUGCGUGAGAAGUUUAGAGGCGUUAGUUAGUUAAAUGUUGUGAAUAAAGUCUGACAUAAUCAAAGUUUCUGAGUGUCUGGGACGGUUCUAGCAUACUUAUUCUUUCAAAUAAAUUUUUAUCAAAACAGACAGUUACUCGGUUCAGUUUUAGUUUUUGAGCUGUGAAUAAUUAUUGAAUUAAUUUAUUGACUUAAUGGUUAUGUUUCGUCCUCUUUUUUUGUUCUUUUGUAUUGUUUAACUUUUUAGUUUUUCUUUGCAUUAUUAGAUUUUAUAAAUGUACAUUUUACUAUAAUGAACAUGUCUUCUGCAAUAGGUUUAAUACUAAUUUGUUCAAUUUUGAGGAUUUGCUCCUCCAGGUGAUUCUUUAGUGAUUGUGUAAUAUUAUAAGUAGUUUACAUUUACUGCAAAAUAGCAAAGAGGGGACCCAGAAUGGCCUCCUUGAGAAAAGCAGUGAGUAAGAUAUCUGACCUCUUACUUGUUAAAAAUAUUCAGUCAUGUGUAAAUUUUAUACUAUCUGUUAGGUUUAUCUCUUUCUUUUAAUUUUUUAAUAAAUUUGAAUAAAAUAGACUUCUCCGUUUGGGA